CAGUGAAGUUUAGCUGAACAGGAAACACUGAAGCCGCAGCAGCAGCGGUAGCGCUGCAGGUUGUGCUGGAGCUCAAAAACCAUUAAAAGUACGAAAGUUUCCGGCCCGGGCAGACCUGGACGUUAAUUCUUUCACUAUCCGAGAAGAGAGGACACUGAGCCGGCUAGAAGCCCGAGUCCUGACCGGAGGAACGACCGUCUUGUGAAGCAGUGUACAACAGUGGGGCUGCAAGCUCCACGCUGGUGCUGAGACACGAUGAAGAGGUUCAGGCGACAUGGCCAUGAGUCCCAUAGGGAUCGCCUGAAACAGGAGCUUUUCCAGUUCAGCAAGACAGUGGAGCAUGGAUUCCCCCACCAGCCCAGCGCUCUGGGCUACAGUCCCUCUCUGCAUCUGCUGGCUAUAGGAACCCGCUCCGGAGCCAUCAAACUAUAUGGAGCUCCAGGUGUGGAGUUCAUGGGACUGCAUGAUGAGAAUGCUGCUGUAACACAAGUGCACUUCAUGCCUCACCAGGUUGAGAUGGUAACUUUGCUGGAUGACAACAGUCUGCACAUGUGGACUCUUAGAGCCCACAAGGGACUGUCGGAGCUUCUAGAGAUCGGACGCUUCAUGCUUACUGGACCACCGGGUGCCCCCCCGAGUGUGACCCGAGUGACUGCAGUGCUGGCCCACUCUUCAGGAGAGCUGCUGUUGUUGGGGACAGAAGGAGGACAUGUCUUUGUUGUUGAAGUGCCAGGAUUCAGAGAGUUGGAAGAGAGGAACAUCAGCCUGGACCAGGUCUCCAACAGUGUACCUGAUGACUACAUUGGUCGCAGGAAUUUGGAACACGUAGAGGCCCUCCAUGAGAACCCUACCAACCCCAGUCAGGUUGUUAUAGGGUAUGGUCGGGGUCUCAUGGUCAUCUGGGACUUAGAGAAGCAGUGUGCCAUCCAGCACAUUCCUGCUACACAGCAGCUGGAGAGUGUGUGUUGGACUGAAGAUGGAAGCUACAUCCUGAGCUCUCACAGCGAUGGAAGCUACUGUCGCUGGAGGGUGGGGGGACAGGAUGAGACGGAGGAGGAGGAGGAGGAGGAGGAAAAAUCAGACAUUCCUUAUGGACAUUUUCCCUGCAAAGCCAUUACUAAAAUUGUUCAGCUCCCCACUACAGAAGGGCCUCCCUUCCUUCUGUUCAGCGGUGGCAUGCCCAGGGCCAGCUACGGGGACCGUCACUGUAUCACAGUGAUCCACAGGAAAAUACACGUGGCCUUAGACUUCACCUCCAGAAUCAUUGACUUCUUUGUCAUCAGAGAUGGACCGGAGCACACAGGAGACCCCAGUGUGCUGCUGGUCCUGGUGGAGGAGGAGCUGGUAGUUGUAGACUUGCAGACAGAAGGCUGGCCUGUUAUUCAGACCCCAUACCUGGUUCCUCUCCACAGUUCAGCCAUCACCUGCUCUCAGCAUGUCUCUGCCAUCCCUCUGAAGCUGUGGGAGAGGAUCAUUGCUGCUGGAAAGCUACAGAACAUGCAUUACUCUGACAAGCCUUGGCCAAUAAUAGGAGGUAAAAACCUGGCCCCUGAUCCUGCACAAAGAGACCUCCUGCUCACAGGACAUGAGGAUGGAACAGUACGUUUCUGGGAUGCAUCGGGAGUUUGCCUGUAUCCUCUGUACAAGCUGAGUACAGCUCCAGUGUUUCAUACUGACGCCGACCCCAAUGACAACAUGAACCAAAGUGCUGAGGGGGAGUGGCCACCGUUCAGGAAGGUCGGUUGUUUUGACCCUUACAGUGAUGAUCCGAGGCUGGGCAUUCAGAAGAUUCAUCUAUGUAAAUACAGUGGUUAUCUGACUGUAGCCGGCACUGCAGGACAGAUUCUAGUGCUGGAGCUGAAUGAUGAGUCAGCAGAGCAGACCGUGGAGGCCAAAGUUGUAGAUCUGCUGCAGGGCCAGGAGGGCUUUCGCUGGAAGGGCCACACUCAGCUGGACGUGCGGGAGGAACCGGUGCAGUUCCCCCCAGGCUUUCAGCCCUUUACUCUGGUUCAGUGCCAGCCUCCUGCUGUGGUCACUGCCCUCAGUCUGCACUCUGAGUGGAAGCUGGUUGCCUUUGGUACCAGCCAUGGCUUUGGCUUAUAUGAUUACCAACAAAAGAACACCGUUCUCAUCAACUCCAGGAGGCGAACGCUCGUCUUGAGGCCGAGCUGGCUGAGAUGGAGCUGGCCCCCGUCCAGAGGAAGAUCGAGGCUCGUUCCUCAGACGACUCCUUCACCGGCCUCGUACGAACGCUCUACUUUGCUGACACUUUCCUCUCUGACAGUUCACAUAACACUCCCUCUCUCUGGGCGGGGACUAAUGGUGGUGCUGUGUAUGCGUACAUGCUCCGCCUUCCUACUGUAGAGCACAGAGCAGAUGAACCUGUCACUGCACAACCAGCCAAAGAGAUCCAGCUGAUGCACCGUGCCCCUGUUGUUGGUGUAGUUGUGCUGGACGGCCACGGGGCUCCCCUCCCCGAGCCUCUGGAGGUGGCACAUGACCUGGCUCGAUCCCCUGACAUGCAUGGCUCACACAACCUGGUGGUCAUAUCAGAAGAGCAGUUUAAGGUGUUCACGCUGCCCAAGGUGAGCUCAAAGAUGAAGCUGAAGCUGACUGCUGUAGAUGGGUCCAGGGUCCGGAGGGUGGGAGUAGCCUGGUUUGGCAGCAAUCGCACAGAGGAUUAUGCCGAGAGCGCCCUAGUCUUCCUGACCAAUCAGGGUGAUGUGCAUGUGGUGUCACUGCCACAUGUGAAGAUGCAGGUUCAUUACCCGUGUAUUCGACGAGAGGACGUGAGCGGCAUCGCCUCGUGUGUCUUCACCAAGCAUGGCCAAGGCUUCUACCUGAUCUCUCCAUCGGAGUUUGAACGCUUCUCCUUGUCCACUCGCUUCCUGGUUGAGCCUCGUUGUCUGGUGGAGGCACCGCUUCAUUUAGGCUCAUCUAACCAGCACCGAGCAGAACCUGAUGGAGCUACAUCUGCUCACAGAACCACACAACACCGUGAGGAUGCAGAAAGUGCAGCUAGAUGCGUUAUGGAGCAUGCUUUGCUGAAUGAUGAGCAGGUUCUUCAGGAGAUCCAGAAGUCACUAGAAGGCGAUCAAAUGUCAUUCCUGGAGAAUAAUGUGAAGAAAGCUGUAGUCUGAAAGCAACAGCUGAGAAACCAGACUGAUUAUUGUGCAAGGAGAGUUCUGCAGUCCUGCAGCAGCUUUCACCAACUGCCAAUACAACCACUACUGAAGCCCAGCCCACACCCCUCCCUGCAGCACAGACACACACCAAAGGCUCAUGGACAUGCAGAUGGAUCGACGGAGUGCUUGUGUGGCUAACGCUCACUCCUGCCCUCCAUGGUUUAAAGCCAAAGCUGCAGAAAGCAGCUGCUGUCAGCAGCUGGCCUUAAACGUGCUGAGCGCUCAGACAUCAGCAGCAGUUGGAAACGCUGCUUCCCUCGAAUGGAAAGCUUGAUGAAUGUGGACUAAAAUAUGUGCUGUGUGGAUGAAAAUCUGAGAUUGAAUACGUUGCAAACAGUUUUUUAGUUUUGUGUGUUUCUAGAGCUGAAGCUGAUUUCUGUUAGGUGUGUGGAAAAACACUCAGCAUCCAAACUUUAUCUUUUUAUUGUGUUUAGUUAAAUGGUAAUUUCAAACAUUUUUAAGAAUCAAUUUUGUAUUUAAACUAUAUUGUUAGGUAAUUUUUAACAUUAGGUCACAAGUUUGUGUAAAAAUCCUCAAAUCUUGACAUAAGUUUGACUUUUGUAUCAUUUUUACAAAAAAAUGUGUAAAGCUCACACUUAACCAGGGUUGAGUAGACCUGAACUUGGAUUGAACUCAGGUUUUAACAUUUUUAAUGUUCUGACAGAAAUAAUCUCCUGUUCUUUUCAGAACAAAAAUCAAAAUCAGUUCAGUUGUUUAUUUGUAGUUACACUACUGUAAUCCUCAGACACUGGAUGCUGUGAUGCUCCCCAGCAUCCAUCUUAAGGUACUUUUUCACUAGAAAACAGCUCAGUGCUGGAUUUGUUUGGCGGGAAUCUUUACUCGAAGAUGUUUUGUUUUUAUGCCAUCAGUGAUUGAUGUAAUGUAGAAAUGUAAUUGUAAGCUAUUGUAGUGAGAUGAUUUUAAUAUAUUUCCUGUAGAAUGACAUACCAUUGGGCAGGUUAACUGCUCCUUACAUCACAUGAGGAAAUGUUUUGGUAUCGUUUGUCAGAAUGCUGGGGAUUUUAGCAUCAGCCUUAAAUAUAUUUUUCUAGCAAACUGAUUAAGAACUCUAAUAUUUUUGGAAUUGUAUGUAUUGUCACACUACAGUUUUCUCACUGAUGAUUACACUUUUUUAAAGAAUGAA
Austrofundulus limnaeus is the source of this 4329-nucleotide messenger RNA. RefSeq names its product LLGL scribble cell polarity complex component 2 (gene llgl2). Gene Ontology annotation, molecular function: GTPase activator activity; myosin II binding. Gene Ontology annotation, biological process: cortical actin cytoskeleton organization; Golgi to plasma membrane transport; regulation of establishment or maintenance of cell polarity. NCBI's taxonomy places the organism in Eukaryota, Metazoa, Chordata, Actinopteri, Cyprinodontiformes, Rivulidae. The record is from RefSeq and is a predicted model, not a curated record. Gene Ontology annotation, cellular component: cytoplasm; cortical actin cytoskeleton; plasma membrane.